GAAGCCAACUGAUCGACUUCGAUUGUGUUUCCAUCUGAGAUCUUCCUGAAUAUUCUUACCGGAAUUGUGCGUGCAGCCCACGCGAAUGGCACUCUCGCAGCCCGCCUUCUCCGAGCCACACAUAGAGAUUCCCUUCUCCCUCGACGAAUAUGAAGAUCGAGAUGCACCCGAAUUCCGACUGCAAGACCGGCUGAACUUUUGGGACGGCCCCAUCCGCGCUUUUCUCGCACGACGUGGAUAUGAGCUGUAUAAUAUCUGCCGUAUCGCGGACGACGGCGCCGACAGAUUCGCUUUGACGUAUCCGGCUCUGGCAACUCCCCGCCGCCCGUUAGACGACGACCGCUAUGCGUUCAUGGACCCAGACGACCGGGAUAGGAACGCGGAAGAGGCUCGGGAGAAGACGCUCUAUGCUCAGAUGGAGACGGCUUAUGCUCGGGAAGCUCGGGGACGAGCGGUCUUUGCUCAGCAUAUCGACAGGCCGGAUCGUCACGUCGCAGUCAAGCUUGUGCGGGACAAGAGCGUCGAGAUACAUGUGCUCAAGCUGAUUCACGAAAGAUCCAAAGAGAAGCCGGUGCGCGGACUGAUUCCUGUCCUGGAUAUCAUACCCUUUGGUGGCCACUGGCUGGUUGUCAUGCCAAGAUGGGGUGAAGGCAUUAUGGCACCGUUCCCGACGACUAUUGGACCCGUCCUGAACCUCCUCGAGGAUUUGUUCGAGGGUCUCGCGUUUCUCCAGUCACAAUAUCGUGCACAGGGUGAACCUCCAAAUCUGCAGCGCUUCGUGAACACCCUGGUCAACCACGUACCUGUCCUGGCGACUGAAAUAGAUGACCCUCCGGCGACCCGACAAGCGCUGCGAGACGCAGGCGUUCUGCGGCAUGCGAUCUUCGACUUUGAUGUUGCGCUGAUCUUCCCUGAUCGAGCCUCCGCCCGGCUGCCCUAUGCUGAAUUCUGGCUCGGGGCAUACAAGUGGACUGACGAAAUAUAUCAAGGAGAAUACGACUACGACCCGUUUGCGGCGGACGUGUCUAUCUUGGCCGGGGAUCUUUGCGUCGAUCUGCAGUACCAUACACCUUAUGUGCCCAUCCUGGCACCUCUGUUCGACGGGAUGCUUCAUUGGCAUGUCCCGUCUCGGCUGACAGCGUCCGGGGCACUUGGCCUGCUACGCUCAUUGAGAGCCGAGAGCGGGGACCUGGAUAAGCAGCCACUUCCUGCGGUCAAGAAGCGGUUCAUUCAUGUGACGGAAUACGACCGGUGGGCGGGAUUGCCCGACGACUUUGUCAAGCGGUGGGGGCAUCUUCGGACCCCGCCGGUUCCUUGGACAAGGUCGUUCCUUCGAAGGAUUUGCAGAUAUAAAUUCCUCGCAAGGUGUGUGCGUUUUCUCAGAGCAAAAGGGUUGUAUUGA
This is a messenger RNA of Mycena citricolor, 1402 nucleotides long. Lineage: Eukaryota; Fungi; Basidiomycota; Agaricomycetes; Agaricales; Mycenaceae. The record is from the annotation of a GenBank genome assembly.